CACACCCACACACUCUCUCCACAUUGUUGGCACCGGAAGAUCGUUUGCAUGACCACAAACAAUAAAAUCCCUGGUUAAAUGCAGGAGGUGCCUAGACAACACUAUCAAUAUUGACUAUUUUCAGAGAGGAGCAAAGCAGCAAACAGAUGGUCUCUCCUGUUAAAAGCGUAUCGUUUGACCCAUGGCAAACUUCACAACUACAGAAGAUGACUGCUGCGCCUUUGAGUCUCCCAUCCUGGACCAUGUCCUGCCUCCCAUCCUGGUGCUGGAGUUCAUGUUUGGGCUGAUGGGGAAUGUUGUGGCUCUGUGGAUGUUUAUUUUCCACAUGGACACCUGGAAGCCCAACUCUGUCUACCUCACACAGCUGGCCGUUGCCGACUCCAUCGUCCUGUUCUGUCUUCCAUUCAGAGCCGACUACUACCGACGCGGCAAGCACUGGAUCCAUGGUGAUGCCAUGUGCCGGAAUAUGCUGUUCAUGUUGACGGCCAACCGCGGCGCUGGCAUCCUCUUCCUCACUGCAGUGGCUGUCGACCGUUACCUCAAGAUCGUUCACCCCAUGAACAAGAUCAACCGGAUGGGCCUGAAUUAUGCUCUGUGGGUGUCUCUGGGCCUGUGGGGGAUGAUCAUCGCUGCAACCGGGUACCUGCUGACCAACAAUCACUUAUUCUACCACAACAACCAGACACAGUGUGAGAGCUUCAACAUCUGCAUGGGCUUCAGCCCGCUGUCUACGUGGCACAACACCUUAUACGUGACCCAGUUCUUCUUGCCCACUGCCAUUGUCACCUUCUGCACGGUCUGCAUCACCUGGCAGCUGAAGAACAAGACGAUCGACACCGGGGGGAAGAUCAAACGUGCGGUGCAGUUUGUCAUGGCCGUGGCACUCAUCUUCAUAAUUUGCUUCUUCCCCAGUACAGUGUCUCGGAUCGCUGUGUGGAUCCUCAAGGCCUGGUACAACGAGUGCCAUUAUUUCAAAGAGGCCAGUUUGGCGUUCUACACCUCUGUGUGUUUCACCUACUUCAACAGCGUGCUGAACCCCAUCGUGUACUACUUCUCCAGCUCUGCCUUCAGUGGGAACUUCCAGAAGCUGUUCAACAGACUGCUGGGGAGGAAAGAGGAGGAGGUACCGCCAGCCUCGCCUGAGACUGGGACCGAGAUCAGCAGCGCAAAUACAGUGUCAGGGAGGAGUAGUAACUUCCAAUCACUGGUCCAGGGUGAGGGCCUGUACUCGCAAAGCGUCUCAGACUUAUUCAUUGUGAUUUAA
This is a messenger RNA of Oncorhynchus masou masou (cherry salmon), 1264 nucleotides long. Its product is annotated as hydroxycarboxylic acid receptor 2-like. Gene Ontology annotation, cellular component: membrane. NCBI's taxonomy places the organism in Eukaryota, Metazoa, Chordata, Actinopteri, Salmoniformes, Salmonidae. The record is from RefSeq and is a predicted model, not a curated record. Gene Ontology annotation, biological process: G protein-coupled receptor signaling pathway. The transcript has a single exon. Bases 182 to 1264 code for a protein of 360 amino acids. Gene Ontology annotation, molecular function: G protein-coupled receptor activity.